Messenger RNA from Cygnus atratus (black swan), 1035 nucleotides. Its product is annotated as mucin-2-like. The annotation marks the transcript as partial. Lineage: Eukaryota; Metazoa; Chordata; Aves; Anseriformes; Anatidae. The record is from RefSeq and is a predicted model, not a curated record. The transcript has a single exon.
ACACCAACACCCACCUCUACACCAACACCAACCUCUACACCGACACCCACCUCUACACAGGCACCCACCAUUUCUACACCAACACCCACCUCUACACAGACACCCACCUCUACACUGACACCCAGCUCUACACCAACACCCACCAUUUCUACGCCGACACCCACCGCCUCUACAGCGACACCCAUUUCUGCACCGACACCCACCAACUCUAUGCUGACACCCACCUCUACACCGACACCCACCAUUUCUACACCAACACCCACCUCUACACUGACACCCACCAUUUCUACACCAACACCCACCUCUACACCAACACCAACCUCUACACCGACACCCACCUCUACACAGGCACCCACCAUUUCUACACCAACACCCACCUCUACACAGACACCCACCUCUACACUGACACCCAGCUCUACACCAACACCCACCAUUUCUACGCCGACACCCACCGCCUCUACAGCGACACCCACCUCUACACCGACACCCAUUUCUGCACCGACACCCACCAACUCUAUGCUGACACCCACCUCUACACCAACACCAACCUCUACACUGACACCCACCUCUACACCAACACCCACCUCUACACCAACACCCACCAUUUCUACACCAACACCCACCUCUACACUGACACCCACCAUUUCUACACCAACACCCACCUCUACACCAACACCCACCAUUUCUACACCAAAUCCCACCUCUACACUGACACCCACCAUUUCUACACCAACACCCACCUCUACACCAACACCCACCUCUACACCGACACCCACCUCUACACCAACACCCACCUCUACACCAACACCCACCAUUUCUACACCAACACCCACCUCUACACUGACACCCACCAUUUCUACACCAACACCCACCUCUACACCAACACCCACCUCUACACUGACACCCACCAUUUCUACACCAACACCCACCUCUACACCGACACCCACCUCUACACAGGCACCCACCAUUUCUACACCAACACCCACCUCUACACCAACACCCACCUCUACACCGACACCCACCUCUACACAGGCA